UCGAUUUGGCCUAAUGUUCGGCACAACGAAUCAUAAAAGGCCAGCCUUGAUGAACAGCGUCCUGCAAAAGAUCAAGGAUGAGAACAUCACAAUUGAGGUACUUUGAUGCACCGUCACAGUCAGCUAGUCUAAAAUGGCAAGCAUUCCAUAGUAUAGCAUUUGAGUAAAAAGGCUUGGUACCAGGCCAUUGAAAGGAUGCAGCUGCCUUUUUCCAAGGGAUAAAAUAGCACCACGAUAUCCUCAUAGAUCCGUUUUUAUUAGGGAUCAAACAUGUUCGCUUAAUUCUCCGCCAGUUCAGUCAACCAAUUUGAAUGCAAUAUGGGUUGUCAAAUGACAUAAAAGAUGUUCUUUGGCAAUAUUUUUAGCACACUCAGGGUGACUGCUACUUGUCAUAGAUCAGUACCCGCAUUUUCUGAUUUGGCGACAGCUGUUGAUUAUAGAGCCAUUAGCACUUUGACUUCACCAAAUUGUCAUGCGAGGAAAGGAAGAAAAUGGGACGAGUGUUCCAGACGAACAGCACAAAGUGCAGAAAAAAGGAAAGAAGGCCAAACAGAGAGCAGAGAAGGAAGAUCCAGAAGAUCUAAAGCAAGGCGACCUCGUUGGCGACAAUGAUAAUGUCCCCACACCAGAACCGGGGCACUCAGCGGGGACGCAAAGCAAAGCAUCAAAAGGAUUUUCCCUGUUCAAAAGCAAAGGAAAGAAAACCGCAGAGUCAGACAACAUAUCUACUGCGAGUACCCCCGCGGUCAGCGAGAGACCUGGCUUCGAUGGUGAAACCAGAUCAAUCACGGAGAGCACUUCAAAUCGGCCUGCGAAUGAAGAGCUGCCCAUUCCAGGGACAGAGGAUAACAAACUACCUCAGCCUGACUCUAGCAACCGAGAUAUACUCCGACCCGAUGAAAGAGAAGUCAAAUCCGUUCACGAUGAGAGACCAAUUCGAACGAUAGAAAUGCCCCAAGACAAUCGACCUUCCAAUGAGGACGGACCAACCAAACCUGAAAUAGGAGAUACGCCCAUACAGCCUGCCAACCAGAAAGACCUUACGAACACAGUCGGUAUCAAAUCCGUGGAACAACCAAUAGUGACAGAACAAGGGCAAAUGUCUCCAAAACCAUCAAAAUCAAAAGGUGGGCGAAGUGGUGCCCGGUCUGGCCGGGGAAAGGCCCCCUUUAGCGGCGACCGUAGUGGGAAUUCACGGACACCUCUCUCAGAUGCUGGAGCGUUCCCAGAUGAAGUAGAGUUGCCAGCAAGUUCUAAAAUGACCGACAUUCCAGGGGAGACUGGUAUGCCCAAGGAACUUACCCAGGUCGAUGACAACACAAAGCAACUUCCAACGCCCGCCGCUUCGAAUACGAAGGAGAACGCAGCAACCUUGAAAGAUCCACAGACAACAGAUGCAGCUCAAAUCCCUCAAUCCCGUCAAACCAAACCAAAUUCUAAGAAGGCCAAACAGGCACCACAAGUAACAGCAAGGGCCCCCGGUCUUAGUACCCAGAGCCCACCACGAACCCCACAACGCACACCUCCAUCCCGCUCAACACGAAACCGCCCACGAGGAUCAGCACAACGACGAGUCACGUUCAGAAAAUCAACAAUUCCCAUCCUCCGUGCACGGGCCCAGAAAAAGUCUGCGGGACGUACAAUGGAGACAUUGCUGAGGACCCUUCAGACAUUAGCGGCAGAAGUUGAAGCGGCAAAGUUAUGCUCCACACAACCGCGACGGCGAGGUAGUGAGGCAAUUGUAGCCGACCCGAGUAUACCUCAAGAUGAGAAAAUACAAAUACUGAGUUUAAAGCUGAACGAUGAGGAGGAAGAGAUCAGAAAACUACGAGGAGAGAAGACUGAACUACAUCGGCAGGUAACCUCUUUGAAAAAGAGGGUGGCCAGGGAAGUUGAGAGGGCAAAGCCUUUACCCAAAAUUACCAGCACAGUCCCGACGUCCGUUGAGGCAAACCUCAAUCUUCGAUACCAGUUCACAAAAACUCUUAAAAUUGAGAGAGACAAGUAUCAAAAGCUGCAGGAAGAGAACAGGGUACUAGCUGCACGUAUCAAGGAAUAUGAAUCCAAGCCCCAUAGAAAAGAAAGUCCUUCGGGAUCCACGUAUCAGCGCACAAACGACAUGCUGUUCCUCCGGAAGAAGCUAAAAGAAGCUGAUGCUGAAAAACGCAAAAUGGAGGACACCAUUUCGUCAAUGCUGAAACAGCUAGAGCGGGAGUCCAAGGCCAAGCAAAAGAUGGAUCGUGACGCUGAAGCAAUGAGGCAGCAGUUCACGCAUUUGAGGAAUCAAUUUGGUGGUUUGGCUGGAGAAGAGGAUGAAGGUUCGCCCGUACGAGGGAGAGAACGUAGGAGCUUUAAGAGUGCAGCAAGGAGGGUGCUUAGGAUGAACCAGGGAAGCAAACGAACGGGAAUAGCAUCAAAUUCGCCGGGUAGAGGGCCAGAGAGUCCGAUCAGGAGUCACGCCGAUCCAUCUCCCAGCAGAAACCAUGAUGUCAAGGGCUCAGAGGCAAAAUCAGCGAAGUCACCAUUGGUUGCGGAAGCAAAGCGAAAGCCAGUCACGGCCUCCAAGUCGAAACAAGCAACAGAGCAGAAACCAGAGCACACUGAAAAUUACGCACGAACGACGGUUGCGGCUCGGAGCAAAGCAAAGGAUGUUACCCCAACUGCUGAGAAAAGAACCAGCAAAACAGCGGAUCGUCCACCGGAGUCAAAUUCCGAAGCAGCUGACACGAGUAGAAGUAAACUUCCUGCCGUAUUCCGCAAACCACGUGGAGCACCCGACCGGCAACGCUCCGUGCUAGCAAACCUGGACCGCGACCUACGAGAAGCGGGUUCCCUAAUUGACUCUUUGGACAGAGACUUGCGUGCAGCAGGUGUAGAGCAUGGUCGCGACCCUAGUAGAAAACGCGGUGUUCAGAGGCAGGGAACUGUACAACCUGAAAAGGAGCUGAAUCAUGUAGGGCAAGAUGGCAGUACACCAACACCCUCAAACGUAGGAGCGGAAAGUAAUCCGCCGCUCCCUGACAAAAGCGGUUCUGAGAUGGAAGAUAUUUCUGAUGCCCGGCUACGAUCUGCGAGGAUUCGAGUGGAGUAUGACGUAUGGGUGAAGAAGAAGAACGAAGAGAAUGCAGCUGCAGCAGCCGCAGCAGCAAUGUCCGUUGCAAAUACUCAGUAAUCAAUUUGAGAUAUAUGAUUUUAUAUGUGUUUGAAAGUAAUGAAAGCCGAAUUCCAGCCACACAAGUACAUUACAAACAAUCUCAUACCUGGUAUAAUGCAAGUAAAAAAUGCUAUGAAAUUAUGUAUAUUGGUACAGAUACGCCUUCACCUUCGC
This is a messenger RNA of Spizellomyces punctatus DAOM BR117, 3328 nucleotides long. RefSeq lists its product as uncharacterized. The transcript has 9 exons. The coding region runs from base 473 to 3172 and encodes 899 amino acids. The record is from RefSeq and is a predicted model, not a curated record. Lineage: Eukaryota; Fungi; Chytridiomycota; Chytridiomycetes; Spizellomycetales; Spizellomycetaceae.